Molecule: messenger RNA, 1163 nt
Organism: Geodia barretti
Lineage: Eukaryota; Metazoa; Porifera; Demospongiae; Tetractinellida; Geodiidae
Source: the annotation of a GenBank genome assembly
AUGUGGGUGUGGGUAGGGGUGUGCGUUGCUGUUUCUCGCUGGCUGGCUCUUCCUCAGUAAUGGCCGCAGGGCACGGCAGAGUCAUGAAGGCACUGGUGAAGGAGAGCGCCGGCCCUUCCUACGUGUACAAGGACGUGCCUGUACCCACGCCCCGCGGUGACGAGCUGCUGGUGAAGGUCGGUAAGGUGGCGCUCUGCGGUUCAGAUAUCGCCCUCUACCAGUGGAACAACGUCGCCCAGAAGAUAGCUACUGUCCCGUUUACCCCUGGCCACGAAGUGGUGGGAGAGGUGAUGGAGAUGGGGGAGGAGGUGGGGGAGGGGUUUGCUGUUGGAGACAGAGUCUGUGUCGAGAACCACUUUUUCUGUGGCCGCUGCUACCAGUGCACGCAUGAUCUGAGGCACAUCUGUCAGAAUCUGGACCAGUUUGGCCACGGAAGAGGGACAGUGUACGGAGGGUGUUCAGAGUUCACCAUCGUUCCGUCUCGCUACGCCUACCGUCUUACAACUGACCUUGAUGAUGCCAGGGCUGCAAUCUUGGAACCCUGUGGAGUGGCUCAUCAGGCACUGGAAGAAAUAGAUCCAAAAGGAGAGACAAUCUUAAUUCAAGGAUGUGGGCCAGUGGGUCUGUUUGCUAUUGGACUGGCUAAAGUGAUGGGAGCCAAGAGAAUACUGGCAGCUGACAUUGUGGCGACAAGACUCCAGUCGGCCAUAAAAGUUGGAGCAAACGUUACCAUCGACUGUACCAAACAGUCACUCAGAGAUAUUGUGAUGAGGGAGACAGAGGGAGAUGGAGUUGGCAGACUGGUGGAAGCCACUGGAGCUGCCUCCAUGGUCAACAGCUGCUUCUCUCUACUCAGUCUCCUCAAAUGUGUCAACUUUUAUUGCAGGAAAGGUGGCCGAGUUGUUCUGAUUGGACUACCAAAGGAGCCCAUCCACAUAGAGCGGCCACUGGAGGACGUGAUAUUCAAGUCUCUGACACUAAAGACAGUCCACGGCCGAAAGAUAUUCCACACCUGGUCUGAGGUGGAGAGGAUCGUGCAUCAGAACAAGUUUAACAUGGAGCCACUGGUGACCCAUGACUUCCCUCUCUCCCAGUUUGAGGAGGCAUUCCGUGUCCUCAUGAGUGGUGAGGGGUGCAAGAUUCUCCUCACUCCUGGAUCUUAG